Molecule: messenger RNA, 1004 nt
Organism: Porites lobata
Lineage: Eukaryota; Metazoa; Cnidaria; Anthozoa; Scleractinia; Poritidae
Source: the annotation of a GenBank genome assembly
AUGCUGCUAUUAAAGGUGGUUUGGCCUGGGAGAACCUUUUUGCACCGCAUGAUUGACUUUCUGUCCCGUUUCCAAAGAAGAGAUCACCUAGUUCGGCUUAACAGAGAAUUUCGUUUGGACCUCCGGUGGUGGCACCACUUUCUCUCUGACUGGCAUGGCGUAAGUUUUUGUCUUUUCCCAGGUCUGGUCCCAGAGGCGGGGGUCGAAGUGUCGUCCGAUGCAGCUGGUUCGAUUGGUUUUGGGGCCUAUUUGAAGGGCUACUGGUUUGCGGGUUCGUGGGCUCCUUCUCAGCAGCAGCAGUCUAUUGCUUAUAAGGAGCUCUUCCCAGUUGUCAUUGCUGCUCAUGUAUGGGGCCACAUGUGGUGCAAGAGGCAUGUUCUGUUCCGCUCCGACAAUGAAGCGGUAGUCCAUAUUCUAAACACCCGGACCUCGAAAGUACCUAGUUUGAUGCAGUUAUUGCGUAGCCUGCUUCUUUCUGCUGCUCGUCAUAGUUUCUCCUUUUCUGCUCGACAUGUGCCUGGGGUUAACAAUCAGAUAGCUGAUGCUCUGUCUCGUUUUCGUUGGCAGGACUUAAGGCAGUUGGUUCCGGAUGCACAGCCUCAUCCUACGUGGAUCCCCCCGGAACUUCUGGCAGCUUUGACCUCUUCACCUUAGAGCGGCAAUGCUAUUCCUUCUUGACCCAAGGCCUGGCCCAAUCUACCCUUGUUCGUAUGCUUCUUCCCAAGCACAGUUUAUUUCCUUCUGUCGUCAGCUGGGGAAGUUACAUCCCUCAGGGUUACCCUGCCCGGCCGAUGAAUGGACGCUUUGCCUUUUUGUCACCUUCCUUGCUAGGACCAUCAUUAAGCAUUCUUCUAUCAAGGUAUAUUUAUCUGGGGUUAGAGCUCUCCACAUCGACCAUGGGUUCCCUGAUCCGCUUAUUAAUUGUCUUCAGCGGGUGGUACGUGGUAUCAAGCGCUGUCAAGGUUCUUCUUCGUCUAGCCGACUUCCUAUUACCGAUGAUCUGA